Molecule: messenger RNA, 2946 nt
Organism: Fusarium coffeatum
Lineage: Eukaryota; Fungi; Ascomycota; Sordariomycetes; Hypocreales; Nectriaceae
Exons: 6
Coding region: 1-2946 (981 amino acids)
Source: RefSeq, a predicted model, not a curated record
AUGACAGACAAGACGGAGCUCGAUUCGAGUCUGCUGGAUCUCCCGCUGCCGCAACUUACCAGAGCAACAAUAGCCAACGAGUACUGGGCCUACCAGCAUCAAGACCAACACCUCAACAGUAGGGACUUGGACCUACAAUCCUUUUGGACUUACUACAACAAAGAAUGCACCAGGGCUCUUCACAAUGGAGGGCGAUACGUGGCUCUGCGAUCGCACCGUGAUGUAGUCGACUGCAUCCGCAAACUCAAGAGCGGAAUGCUGCGUCAUGACAUCAAGGAAGAGCUGCGAAAGAAACUCACAUCGCCUCACGACAAUGAAGAUGAGAUGCUCGACAACUCGAUAGAUUUGGCCGCCAGUCUGCUUUUGAUGAUGAGCUUCAGCAGCUUCGCGUACGGCUUUUCUGGCAGAAGUCAUCUCCGUUGGAGUCAUGGGUCUCUGGAGAGCUUUGUGUCAGCCUACUUUGAUCCUGGAGCUCCUCAGGCCAAGGAGAAUGUCAAGAUGGAGAAGAUCUUUACUGCGCGCAAUCUGUGUCGUAUCGCAGGCCUAGAUAUCGUUUGGACUGAUAACUUGGUAGACCAUCUCCGAUUGAUCGAUGAUGAUCAGCGUGUGCACAUCUUUCAUCAUGCUUCGUUCCUAUAUGCCCAACAACAGAGUACCGACUCCCUACUACCCAAAGGUCUCGCGGACGAGACGUUGCAGACGCUGGCACUCCUCUUCCCAUCCUCAGAUGAGCAAACAAGGCAUUGGUACACAUUCUGGGUGGCCGUCCUUGUUCUUGUCUUGACGAUAUUCUUUGGGUUGGUGCAGAGUAUUGAAGGUGCUUUACAAGUGUAUGCCUCCUUCAAAGAUAUGAAAGACGACGAAACUCCAAGUAUUGUCUUAAAACCACUACACAAGAUCGCCAUGGGAUCUGGUCCAUCAACUCUUUCUAGCAGCAGCCUUUGUAAUACAUGCCGCGGGCUCUGUGAGAACGGUGCCGGAUGGUGCUGGACGCCUGAUGCUAGGGGCGAGGAAUAUCCUGUCUUCUAUCUGCACCACCGUAGCCUCUCCACACUCUUUUCCAAAGCGAGGGCGGGCUGCGGUCUCUGUUCACUGUUUUGCACUGGCUUCGAAUUAGAUGAAUGCGAGGCGCGUGCUGUCGACGAUAGGUGCGAAACUGAGUCUGAAAAACGACGGAUUUUAUCAGAUACUCGCCGCCAGGAAACGAAUCUCAUACAGCUCCUGGCUAACCCGCAGGAUUAUGUAAAUCCCGCGGCAGCGGAAUACUACGAACAAUCAGACCUGGAAUCUCUAAGGCUGAUGUUUGGAAGAAGUCGUCUCAUAAUCAAGUGGCAGCCACAGAGACCCAGUAGUAAGAGCGAUGCUCUGCCGGCAUUCUUGUCCGUCAGCUGGUUAGGCUCGCCUGGAACAGCUAUCGAGAAUCCCAAUACACUGCCUAUUCGUGUUCUUGUCAAACACAGGAACAAUGAAGCAAAAGAACUUCCCAAACGUGUGAUCGAGAUUAAUUCCAACGAACCGCAGAGUGUAAAACUUGUUCAUACCAACCCCGGUGAUAGAGCAAUUUAUGCGUGCCUCUCAUAUUGCUGGGGCCAUGGGGGUCAAUAUUGCACAUAUAAACACAAUAUCAAGGACCACCUGCAGCACAUCAGUGUCUCUGAUCUUCCUGCCGCUGUGGCAGAUGCCAUCCGACUUUGCCGCGCCUUACAGAUUCCAUACUUGUGGGUUGAUGCCUUGUGUAUCAUCCAGGACGAUGAGGUGGAUUGGAGCCGGGAGGCGGCAGCAAUGGCACGCAUCUACGGCUCUGCAAACCUUACGAUUUCGACACCUAGUACAACCUCCUGCUCUGAGGGGUUUUUGGUCCGUGAUGUAGGUAGCCGCUCCAGCUUGGACUGGAUCCAUCCGCAUUCAAGGACUAAAGGGGUUGUGACAAUGAGAAGCUGGAGCGAGCCCACGUUCGAUCGGUCACCGAUAGAUGAACGAGAAACCCCGUGGAUGCAACGCGGCUGGACCCUCCAGGAGUGGGUGUUGUCUCCGCGUCUCUUACACUGUGGUAGUACUAUGACAAUGUUCGAGUGCCUGCACGGCAGGUGUUAUGAGAUAUUUCCAGACACCCCCGAAGGUCCCUUUGUUGUGUUUGGACGGCAACAUCACAACGGAGCACCUCCACCAAAGCUAAUAGAUCAUCAAGUUGAGCCUGGGCGGAUCUCCAGCGAAACAGCCGUUGAGGCAAAUGGGAUGAUCAGAAUGUUCAAAAGCCUUGAAUACUGGAAUGACCCUAAGGCUCGGCCAGUGAUAUCGUGGGCGGCCAUUGUCGAGGAAUUCUGCAGACGUCAACUCACCCGCGACACAGAUAAGCUCUCUGCCUUGGCAGGUCUGGCCGCCGAAUUCCGGGCGUAUAAGCGCAUUUGGUGCCCAACUCAGCAACAAUGGGACUAUUUUGCCGGGCUGUGGUGGUGCGGGAACUCGAUGGUUGGGCUGACAGGUCACGAUGGAGAGUUACCAGGAGCACUCCUCUGGAGGGGAGCGACUCACCUAUCAAACCCGUUGUCUACACCACCAGUGUACCGAGCCCCGUCUUGGAGCUGGGCGGCCGUCGAUGGACCUAUAACAUUUAAUAAAGGAGUUGGUGACAACAAAUUGGAAAUCCUAGAUGUUGUAUGUCACCACGAAUAUCCUGGCUCCUUCUCCUCGGUAACGACUGGCUGGAUCGAUGCACACGGACUAAUGAGACGCGUAUGGCCAGUUGGACGCACUCUUAAAGACAAACCUAAGGGAUUACGCUGUCAGCCGGAGGGCAAAGGGGAAGCCCAGGAUGGCAAGAUGUGGUAUGCGGACUUUGAUAACGCACACAUCGAUAAGCUAAGAGAGUUCGAGAUCUUCCUCCUACUUGUCGAAACAUGCAACGACUUACCAGACUGGAAACUUCAAAAGCUCCGACUGCUUUAG